This is a messenger RNA of Serinus canaria (Common canary), 1928 nucleotides long. It is a transcript of the gene PHLDA3, whose product is annotated as pleckstrin homology like domain family A member 3. The record is from RefSeq and is a predicted model, not a curated record. NCBI's taxonomy places the organism in Eukaryota, Metazoa, Chordata, Aves, Passeriformes, Fringillidae. Gene Ontology annotation, molecular function: phosphatidylinositol phosphate binding. Gene Ontology annotation, biological process: negative regulation of phosphatidylinositol 3-kinase/protein kinase B signal transduction; intrinsic apoptotic signaling pathway in response to DNA damage by p53 class mediator; positive regulation of apoptotic process. The transcript is spliced from 2 exons. Gene Ontology annotation, cellular component: plasma membrane. Bases 880 to 1353 code for a protein of 157 amino acids.
GGGGGGGGGGGCGGGGGGGUGGCUGUCAGGGAUUGUCCCCAUUGCUGCUGUCCGUUCACUGCUUUUGUCUCUCCUGGGCUGCACUCGGGGUCCCCAGAGCCCCUGCCUGGCUGGUACUGCAGGCACAGCCUACUGUCCCAGCUGGCACUGCACACCAGAAGCCCUUUCUCUGGCACUGCAGCCCAUUGUGCCUUCUUGAUUGGCACUGCAACCCCCAGCCCCCCCUUGCUCAGUGGCACUGCACUCUGUACCCCUGCCUGGCUACACAGAACCCCCUGCCCUGUGCCCCACAGCCACUGUCCCACCAGCCCUGCACCCUAUAGCCCUGCGCCCGCGGGGCUGCACCCCCAACAAAGAGCUGCUCUUGCACCUCCAACAGCCAUGCAGCCCCAUCCCGCACCCUGCACCGCUGCCGUGCAGCCCCGUCCCACACCCCGCCUGUUGACACGAAGGCCCUCAGGCUGCGCCUGCCCUCGGGCACCCCAAAAGCUCCUCCCGGGUGAAGCGGGGCUGCGCCGGGCCUGGUCGGGCCUGCGCCGGGGCUUCGCCUGGGCGUGAAGGGAGCCUGAGAGCAGGAGGGGCCAGGCGAGGCUGCAGGAAUGCGAGUGGGAGAGCGGCCGGGCAAGUAGCGACAGCUCCUGCGAGCGCGGAUCCCACACGCGGCUCGGGCAGGGAGCGGAGCCCGGCACGGGGCCGGCGGCCGGAAUGGGGCAGCCCGUGGCUCAGCCCCUCUGAGAGCCGCAGUGGGAGCCGCGAGUCCCGAGGCCAGCACGGCCACCGCGGGUCCCGGCCCCGGGAGCUCGGCUGGAGUUCCCCCGACGGGUAAUGCCCGGCUGGGCCGGCGCAGGGUGCUGAGGAUCCCGGGGCCGAGUAGCCGUGAUGACCCCCGAGAAGGUGCUGAGGGAGGGAUUGCUGGAGAAGCGGAGCGGGGGGCUGCUGCAGCUCUGGAAGAAGAAGCGGUGCCUGCUGACGGAGAAGGGGCUGCAGCUCUUCGAGCCCAAGGGCUCGCGGCGCAAGGAGCUGAGCUUCGCCCGCAUGAAGGCCGUGGAGUGCGUGGAGUGGAAGGAGAGGCACAUUUACUUCACGGUGGUGAUGGACGACAGCCUCGAGAUCGAUUUCCGCUGCACCCAGGAGGACCCGGGCUGGAACGCUGAGAUCACCAUGGGGCUCGUGCGCUUCAAAAACCAGCAGGCGAUGCAGGAGGUGCGCGCCCGGCACAGCUGCCGAGCAGUGGUGCAGCUGGAUGCAGCCCCGGUGGGACAGCCCAGGGAAUCGCAGCUUCCCAGGAGUCGGAUGGAGGUGGCUCUUGGCUCAGCAGGCGCUGGGGAGAACGGGAUCCCUGCGGGCAAAUGAGGUCACCGCUGUGCAGCCCUGGGACGAGGACAGUGGCCCCAGGGAGGCCGGUGCUGGCGCUGGCUCCCCCCUCGCUGGGGCAGGACAGAGACACCGCAAGAGCUGGGCUGGCGCAGUUACCUCCCCUUGGCACAGUGGGGCAGAGGACACUGGCAGGGCCACCACCUGGCACUUCAGAGAAGGCAGGAGAUGACAUCCCUGCCUGGGGCCCCACCAGCCUUCCUUCAGCUGACGUGUACAGGACCUUGGUGCACUGGUCGGGACCCUAGGCCUCUCCUGCAGGACAGGGGAUGAAUGAAGCUGUGCCUGAAGGAUGUGUGCCACAGGGAGCUCUGCCUGUGUGACAGUGACACUGGGACAGAUGGAUGUGGCUGGGUCCCAAUUUUAAAAAGAGGCUGGAAAGCUGCUGCUGCAGCAGGGACCCCUCAGCAGGGCACUGAAAUGAUGGUGUAGUGACACAGCCAUGCUGCUGGACAUUGUCUCACCCUGGGAUGUCCUUGGGCUGUGGGGGAAUGCUGGGGACCUCAAUUCCCUGUACCAAAAAUGUCCCUUAACAGGGAACUUUCAUUUUCUUA